Molecule: messenger RNA, 1479 nt
Organism: Endocarpon pusillum Z07020
Lineage: Eukaryota; Fungi; Ascomycota; Eurotiomycetes; Verrucariales; Verrucariaceae
Exons: 6
Coding region: 1-1479 (492 amino acids)
Molecular function (GO): iron ion binding; oxidoreductase activity, acting on paired donors, with incorporation or reduction of molecular oxygen; heme binding
Source: RefSeq, a predicted model, not a curated record
AUGCCUUCUCCUCUGUCUUUCUUUGUCUACGGUAUCGUGCUUUUGGUGGCAGCAUUUCUCUCCAGACGGCGGUCGAAUCUGAAAUCGGGCCGUAUAGGUAUCGACCCGGGCAUCUUUGGAUUCAGGCUUUGGGCUGCGAAGCAGGAGUUUCAGGCCAGCGGCCAUAGGUUAUUAGAUCGAGGCUACCAUGAAUGCAAAGACGAGAAUUUCUGGGUGCAAACGCCGGACAUGGAGCGCUUGAUUGUUUCUCCGAAGUUCCUGCCGGAACUGCGCGUGAUACCAGAGGGAAAGCUCAGUCACUCUGCCUCCUUGGUCGAAAGGCUCUUGGGGCAAUACAAUGGCAUGGAUGAGCUCAUCAAGAGCCGUCAGCAUUCUGAUGUGUGCAGAGUGCAGCUAACUCAGAAGCUUCCUUAUUUCGUACCCGACAUGAACGAGGAGUUGCGCUUGGCGAUGCCUGAAUUCCUAAAGGACGUGAAUACAGAAAAGAGCACCUCGAUUCCGACCUAUGCUUUUGCAUAUACGAUGGUCUUGAGCGUCGCUUCCCGAUCCUUUGUUAGCUUACCGACAAGCCGUGAUCCUCAAUGGCUCAAGGCAUCCACGGAUUGGCAGAUGACGAUUUGGCAAGUUGCUGCAGUACUAAGACCAUAUCCCGCGUGGCUUCGGCCCAUCCUUCGCCCGUUUCUGGCUCCAAAAUCUCAUCUGGAUAGGAUUUUGAAAAGUGCUCAUGACGUCCUCUACCCGCUCAUCGAUGAGCGCUUGCGGAGCGAAGAUAAACAUUUAGACCUCUUACAGUUCUUGAUUUUAACAUCCAAGAGCAUAGACAAACCGGCGCUCACACUGCGUUUACUGGGGCUCAUGACAGCAGCGCUCCACACAUCAAGCAUGGUCACCACGCAAGCACUGUACGAAAUGUGCGCAAAAACGGAAUACAUUGCCGACUUGCGCGCCGAGGCACUCGAGGCUUUGAGAGACAGCGAAUUCUGGGACCUGGCGCGCCUUAAGAAACUGAGAAAGUUGGACAGUUUCCUGAAGGAGACGAUGCGCUUGAACCAACCAGACUACCUCGGCUUUCACCGCAAGGUGCUCCAACCAAUUCCCCUCUCUAACGGCGUCACCCUCCCCAAGGGGCUCUACAUCAAUAUGGCCGCGGAUCCCCUCGCGAGAGAUCCCGCCAACUAUCCGGAACCGAACGUAUUUAGGCCGUACCGCUGGUACAAGCCAGAGCCCGACCACAAGCCCACGCUUGAGGAAGAGUUCACGGGCAUCGAGCCCGGCAAUAUCGCGUGGGGCUCUGGACGGUUGACGUGCCCAGGGCGUUGGUAUGCGAGCUCGAUGAUCAAAUUGAUCAUCGCGGAAUUGCUGAUAAAGUACGAUAUCGCAUUUCCCGAAGGUCAGACCAAAAGACCGCCGAACGUGUACUCGCCCGAUGCGGUUAGACCGGAUAUGGAGCAGGUGAUUUGCCUGAAGAAGAGGGUCUGA